AUGAAAAUACCACCCAAAGUCACGGUGUUAGGCAGGGAUCAGUUUGACCUGUUUAUGUUCGAAUGCGGAGGAAAGAACUACCUUCAAGGUCUUGAGGCUGGACCGUGGCUUUUAUGGAAAUUCCUGCGCGAUUUAGGCCAGGAAUGCCAGCUUCAGAUCAGCCCCAAAGGCGAUACCAACUUUCUCUUCUCGGUGACCGAGUUGUUUGACAUGAAGGGCAGAUACCAGGCCCGGGGUCAACAGCCACUUUAUACAGUCAAUAAUGAAUUGAGCAAGGUCAAACUUGACUUUAAGCCAGAAGUGCAAGAGGAACAAGACCUGACUGGGCAGAAAGAUCCGGAAGAAGAGCAACAAGAUCGAGACACCUCGAAACCAUCAACAACGCCAAAAACGCCAAAAACGCCAAGAAGCUCAAGAAGCUCAAGCGACUCAGAUCCUGAUCAUCAGGCAGGCAUUGAACUACCAAGCCAUGUGCUAGUUAUAGAUGACUCUGAGGGAGCCUUGUUCCGAUCCGAAAAUACGACGCCAGAAAUCCCGAAAAAUUCCUCUGUUGUCUUCUACCAAACUAGGUGUCCAGAAAAAUUGGGAUCAGAUGAAAGCCCAGCUCUCUGGAAACUCUCCGAUGAAGACAGCUUGAAAGAACUCUUCAUAAUCAUUGACGUUGAAGACCUGCGGAAUAAUGGGAUAUCAAUCAGCCGCAAUUUAUCUUGGGAGAAAGCUGCUGCUGAUACAGUGGAAAAUUUCAAACCGGAAAAAUUCCUACAAAACGUUCCCGAUACCAAGUGGACGAAAAUUAAGUGGAUCAUUCGUUUCGGCGACGCAGGUGUGAUUGUAUUACAGAAAAGUGCACAGCAAACAAAUGCUCACCUCUAUUUUGACCCGGAGAAAGGCGAAAGCGAUUUCAGCCAGGAACACUCGCCAAAUCCGGUAGCGCUCGAUGCAGCAUUCCUGGGUGGACUUGUAUUCAAAGCAAUGCAGGAAAUCCACAAUAACGAGAGAUCUGAAAAGAACCCGAUUGAAGCAGGCUUGUGUUGCGCUCGUUAUCUUAUUAAUGAGGGCACUGUUAAAGCUUCAGAUACAAAUGACUCUAUUGAAUACCCCAAGUUGGCAUUUGGAGAAGCAAUUCAACUUCAGGAUUCCGUCAUCCCUGGAUCCAAUUUCGAUGAAUGGUCUAUCUUGAAAGAUACCCAUGGCGCAAAGGAGAAAAAUGAAACUAGUUCUGCAAAAAUGCUCGAACUCGGUACAAAGAUUGCCAAAGAAGGAAUCAAAAUUGCAUUGUCAACUGUCCCAACAGCCCAAUUUGGCAAUAUUUUUACGGCUGAUAAAUCGGAGGUCGAAAGUUUUCACCGAAUCUCAAAUCGAGUAGAAGAAUAUCUCAAAGAGGCUGAGAAUUUCUACUCAUUUUCAAACGGAGAGAAGUCGGAUCUCAACACUACGCGGAAAAAACCACUGUCCAUUGGGGUUUUUGGUAAACCAGGGUCUGGAAAAUCUUUUGUGAUCAAGCAGAUCAUAGAAGAGAUCACUAAAAAAAUCCGACAUGGAAAGAUCAACAAAUAUCCAGAUUUAUAUUGGAAUCUUUCUCAGUUUCUGGACUACUCUAAUCUCCUGGUUGCCUUCCAGACCGUCCGUGAUAAGACAGUAUCGGGUCAGGUUCCCAUUGUUUGCUUUGACGAGUUUGAUACGAGUUUGAAUGGAGAACUCGGAUGGCUCAAGUUCUUUCUCGCGCCUAUGCAAGACGGGGAAUUCUUUGACCAAGGGCAAAGCCGGCCUAUUGGCCACGCCAUUUUCAUCUUUAUCGGAGGCACUCGGUUCACGUACGAGGAAUUUCAGAAUGACAAAAUUCAAUUUAUUCCUUCCGGAUCCAUCAAUACUCCCGCUGAGCCUUCGACAGGAGGAGAUAGUUACAGUCAAAAGGAAAAGGCUGAAAAGGCUGCUCGAGCUGUCAAAUUACCAGACUUUGUGAGCAGAUUGCAUCGGCAUCUCGAUAUACAGGGUUACGACAAGCCUUCUGACCAAGACCCUGUGUACAUUAUUCGACGGGCGAUUCUAAUUCGUUCCAAGCUAAAAGAAAGGGGGUUAGAGUUGACGGGAAAAGAAGAACUGAAGGAAGAAGAGAUUCCUACGUUGGAUGACUCUAUGCUCAAUAAAAUUCUUAUCGCAGAUAGUUAUAAGCAUGGUGCUCGAACGAUCGACAAUAUCUUCAAGGGAAGCAAGAUCACUGAUGGCAAGCUUCAUCUUAACCCACUUCCUUCUGACGAAGUGGUUCUUCCGACGAGGGAGUCUUCUUAG
Messenger RNA from Penicillium samsonianum, 2289 nucleotides. RefSeq lists its product as uncharacterized. The coding region runs from base 1 to 2289 and encodes 762 amino acids. The transcript has a single exon. Gene Ontology annotation, molecular function: ATP hydrolysis activity. Lineage: Eukaryota; Fungi; Ascomycota; Eurotiomycetes; Eurotiales; Aspergillaceae. The record is from RefSeq and is a predicted model, not a curated record.